Messenger RNA from Dendronephthya gigantea, 810 nucleotides. Its product is annotated as putative ankyrin repeat protein RF_0381. The record is from RefSeq and is a predicted model, not a curated record. The transcript is spliced from 3 exons. Lineage: Eukaryota; Metazoa; Cnidaria; Anthozoa; Malacalcyonacea; Nephtheidae. Gene Ontology annotation, molecular function: protein binding. The coding region runs from base 91 to 810 and encodes 239 amino acids.
CGCAGUACGACGCUCUUUAUUAUGAUGUAGAACAUAAACCAUUGAACUGAUUGAAGGUGGCGAUACGAUGAAAUAACUUCUCAGAGUCCAAUGAAGUCUCCAUCAUUAGCAAUUGUGAAGUUUUUAGUUAAAUAUUGCGGUGCUGACUUAAGUUGUAAAGAUGAGUCAGGAAAAACUGUGUUACAUCAUGCUGUUGAUGUUGGUGAAACAGACGUUGUCAAAUAUUUUGUUGAACAAUGUGGCGCUGAUGUAAAUGACAAGGAUAAUAAAGGGUGGACAGCGCUGAACAAUGCUGUUACUGAAGGUUCGCUGGAAAUAGUAAAAUGUCUUGUUGAACAUGGCGCUGAUGUAAAUGACAAGGAUACUGGCGGAUUGACAGUGCUGCACUCUGCUGUUACUAUAAAAGGUACGUUAGAAAUAGUAAAAUAUCUUGUUGACAAUGGCGCUGAUAUAAAUGGCAAGGAUACUUACGAAUGGACAGUGCUGCGCUCUGCUGUUACUAAUGGUACGUUAGAGAUAGUAAAAUAUCUUGUUGAACAUGGCGCUGAUGUAAAUGGAAAGAAUAAAUACGGAUGGACAGUGCUUCACGAUGCUGUUACUAAAGGUACGCUAGAAAUAGUGAAAAAUCUUGUUGAACAUGGAGCUGAUGUAAAUGGCAAGGAUACAAACGGAUGGACAGUGCUUCACUAUGCUGUUACUGAUGGUACGCUAGAAAUAGUAAAAUAUCUUGUUGACCAUGGCGCUGAUAUAAAUGGAAAGGGUAUUUACGGACGGACAGUGCUGCACUCUGCUGUUACUAAAGGAUACUAA